This is a messenger RNA of Alternaria atra, 1239 nucleotides long. RefSeq lists its product as uncharacterized. Bases 1 to 1239 code for a protein of 412 amino acids. The transcript is spliced from 3 exons. Gene Ontology annotation, biological process: cell wall mannoprotein biosynthetic process; protein N-linked glycosylation. The record is from RefSeq and is a predicted model, not a curated record. Gene Ontology annotation, molecular function: alpha-1,2-mannosyltransferase activity. Gene Ontology annotation, cellular component: membrane; Golgi apparatus. NCBI's taxonomy places the organism in Eukaryota, Fungi, Ascomycota, Dothideomycetes, Pleosporales, Pleosporaceae.
AUGUCUCAUCGCAUCCUACAGCUUUUCAAUGACCUCCACGCCUUUCCCUCGUUUUCUGUCAAACGCCAUGUUUUCGCCGUCGCUAUGCCCAAACUCAACCUGCGACCAGCGAAAAAUCCAAUACGGUCGCUAUGGCGUACAGCACAUUCCCACUGGAAGUUGAUUCUGGCCAUUGCGUCUUUGAUGUUUAUCGAAGUAUGCGUACACGUACACAACUGCGAUGUUGCUCGCCCGUCGACACCCCUCGACGCGCCCUUCUACACAGGAUGUCAGACCCCUGUCCUAAAUACGACCGCGCGCGAAUCUGCCGUUCUCGUAAUGCUUGCACGCAAUGCGGAAGUCAAAGGCGCAGUUUCAAGCAUACGCAGCGUUCAAGAGCAAUUCAACGAUAACUUUGGGUAUCCGUGGGUUUUCCUGAAUGACGAAGAAUGGAGUGAGGAGUUCAAGCAAAAGGUAGGCAAGGCAGUAGGAAAAGAUGCGGAUGUAAAGUUUGAAGUCGUACCCAAAGAGAUGUGGGGAUAUCCUGAAUGGAUCGACCAAGAACGGGCAAGAAGCAGUAUGCAAGAUAUGAAAAACCGACGUAUACAAUACGGAGGACAAGAAAGCUACCACCACAUGUGUCGAUUUCAAUCUGGUUUCUUCUACGACCAUCCUGCCCUCCUCCCCUACAAAUACUACUGGCGCGUCGAACCCUUUAUAUCCUUCACAUGCGCCAUAACCUACGACCCCUUUGUUGAAAUGACACGCCACAAGAAACGCUAUGGCUACACAACCGCCCUCUGGGAACGUGGACAAACCGUCCCUUCUCUUUUCCGCAAACUCUCCCUCUUCAAGAACAAAUAUAAUCUCCCCACCUCCAGCCUCUGGACCGCCAUGAUCGACGCAAGUUACAUGCCUUGGCCUUUUCGCCGUGCACUAGCGCUACUGCGCAAUAGGGAUGAACGGGGUGAUCUGUGGAACAUGUGUCAUUUCUGGUCGAAUUUCGAAAUCGCGGAUAUGGAUUUCUUCCGUGGAGAUGCGUACCGUGCUAUCUUCGAGUAUCUGGACAGGGAUGGCGGGUUUUAUUAUGAGAGAUGGGGCGAUGCGCCUGUUCAUUCGUUGGCUGCUGCUAUGCUAUUGCAGCCGGAGGAGUUGCAUCAUUUCAGUGAUUGGGGAGCAGGAGAGGGCGAGAGGGGUGAGCGUACCGAAGAUCUCGGGCUCUGCUGGAGAAUGGAGAGAGGAAUUGGGGUGCAGAUGUAA